AUGGCCUCCAAGACCUUCAGUGAGCUACAAGAAGAGGAGUACGUGUCGACCACUGUCGGAACCAUCACAUGCACCGCGCCCAUUCCCUUCGGUGGCGACGAGCAAUGGCUUUAUUUCCCAGACGAUGGUAAAUUCGAUCUAUCGAGGGGAUCGGAGAGGAGGAUGGUAGUUGAAUGCGACAAAGACCGUCACAACCACACCGGAUUCAUGUUUGACCCUGACAGCGCCGUCCUAAUCGUCGUCGACAUGCAAAACUACUUCAUCCACCCGCAAUAUCGAGACCACGCCGCUGGAUUGGCGGCAAUCGAGCCUACUCUGAGAGUCAUUGAGCGAUGCAGGAAGGAAGGCAUCCAGAUUGCCUGGCUCAACUGGGGCCUCUCCGAGCAUGACCUCAAGAACAUGGCGCCGGCCAUUCAGCGCGGCUUCCACAAAGCUCUGGGUUGGCAUGUUGGAUUAGGCGCUCAGCUCCCUGGAAACCAGGGUCGUUGCCUCUUCAAGCGGACGUGGAACUCGGAGCUUUACGAGCCGUUCAAGGCUGUCACUCAGCCUGGUGAUCUCUUCUUCGACAAGACACGCAUGAGUGGAUUGUGGUCUGCAGCUGAGCCUCUCCAUGAAUACUUGCGCGCUGUCGACAAGAAGACGCUGCUUUUCGCUGGCGUCAACACCGAUCAGUGCGUGUUUGGCACUGUGUCUGAUGCAUACUCUUAUGGCUGGGACUGCGUUCUCCUGGAUGACUGCACAGGCACAAUGACUGGAAUGGGCGCUCAGGCGCUUUCUGAGUACAACAUUGCUCAAAACAUGGGCUUUGUGACUGGCAGUAAGGCAUUCUGCGAGGCAGUGACUGUUUGA
Ascochyta rabiei is the source of this 849-nucleotide messenger RNA. RefSeq lists its product as uncharacterized. Bases 1 to 849 code for a protein of 282 amino acids. The transcript has a single exon. The record is from RefSeq and is a predicted model, not a curated record. NCBI's taxonomy places the organism in Eukaryota, Fungi, Ascomycota, Dothideomycetes, Pleosporales, Didymellaceae.